AUGCAAAAAAGCUAAAGUGUUUUGCCAGCCUGCAAAUUUACGAUUUCCAGCUCAUUUCCAAAGUAAAACCGUUAAUAGUGUAAAUAUAAAGUCAUUUGCUUAUUGUGCUUCAUCCAGUGAUCAACAUUUGAUUGAAAGUUAAUCAUCAAAGAUGAAUCCAAUUACUGUUAACAGUUUACUUUUGUUGACAAUUUUGGCGUCAAAUCUAAAUACAAUUGAAGGUAAACCGUUUGUCUUGGCAGUUCCUUUGAUCACAACAGAACAGAUAAAAGCUUUCUUCGCAUCUUUAACAAGUGGAACCAAAGAUUCAACUGUUUAUCCGCCAAGUGUCACUCGUAUAGUUGAUUCUUGUCAUAAAGCGUUUACACUCGAAGGUGACGUGAUUGAGCCUAAACUGGACUUUCAGCAAUAUCCUAUGGAUUUGUCAUCGCCUUAUUUCCUUUAUUCGAGUGAUAAUCAAACGGACGUCUUUUCACAUAUUUUUAGCCGGAUAAAGAAUGGCACUUCUCCUUGUCCAGUAGAUCCAACAGUCUGUGACCUUUUGGUUCAUAUUGUUUCAAAAGAUGUGCCAAUGAGUUAUGUAGUUAGUAAUCUUGUUGACAACUAUUGGGAAUCCUGUAUGACUUUAACUAACAGCUUAAACAGUGGAACCAGUAAUGAUAAUGAAAGCAACAAUUUACACCCUUCAACAGAAAGGAAUGACCAAGUACAAAUUGUCGAGUGAUUGUUUUCUCGCUAUCUAAUCCAAUCCAAUUUUUGUAUCGUUUGUUUACAGAUAGAUAAAUUGAAUUAAAAUAAUAAUUUACACCGUUUCAA
Messenger RNA from Tetranychus urticae (two-spotted spider mite), 816 nucleotides. RefSeq lists its product as uncharacterized. Lineage: Eukaryota; Metazoa; Arthropoda; Arachnida; Trombidiformes; Tetranychidae. The record is from RefSeq and is a predicted model, not a curated record.